Messenger RNA from Medioppia subpectinata, 591 nucleotides. The record is from the annotation of a GenBank genome assembly. NCBI's taxonomy places the organism in Eukaryota, Metazoa, Arthropoda, Arachnida, Sarcoptiformes, Oppiidae.
AAAUCUAUCCAUUUACAGAAUAUUCCCGAAUGGCUUCGCAUUCAAAUGAAAGACAUAAAGAGUUCGUCUGAAUUCAUAGACCAAUUUCUAACGUCAAUCGACAAUAACAGCGAUAAUAAUGAUAUGAAUACCAAUAGUAAUGGAAAUGAUAGCGUAUUUUUGCAGUACAUAGAGAGAGGAGAUUCAGACUCGGAAAACCGUUCCGUUGCGGACAUGGAUGUGAACGAGGAAAUGCCCCGAAUUGGAAGCCCAGCCGCGUGUAUACCUGAGAUGAAAAUAGUUGAACUCCAGACCACCAAUUCUGGCGAUGAACUGUAUUACCCGUCGUGUGUGCGGAUACCCCGGUGUUCGGGUUGCUGUUCCAGUCAACGCCUACAAUGUGUUGCCAUCAAUACAUCCUUUGAAGACAUAUCUGUAAAGACCAUUAGUUUCUCAGUGAUUCGUGUUAAGUACUCGACGGCCGAAAGGCGGCUCAAGUUUGAAGGAUUCAAAGUGUUUCGCAUCGAAAGACACGACACGUGUUUAUGUGAAUGCAUUCAGAAAUCGACGGAUUGUUUGCCAAAACAGAUCUAUUCCGAGAGGGAGUGUCGA